AUGACAAUUCCACCGAAAAUGAAUGCUCUUAACUCCAAUCGUUCUUUAUCUGAAAGUAGCAACAAAGUGGAAUUUUCACAAAAUUCUACUUCCACAUUUUCAUCACCUUCGAGCUCAUAUCUCGAUCUACCUCUUGAUCCAAAGAGUUGGACUCCCACUCAAGUCGCUACAUACCUUACUUAUUCAUUGCAACUCUAUCCUCCCGAAACUGUAUCUGAUUUAUCACGUUAUGUUCAAAAUGAUCUAAUGCUUACAGGGCGUAGAUUUUUGAGACUUAAGGAAGAACAUUUAAAGCAAUUUGGAUUUAAUGAAUCAUGGACAAAACUUAUUAUGUCGAGCGUUAAGGCUUUGAGAAGAGAGCAAUUAAGAGAAAAAAUAUUGUUGAAAGGAUAUGGAAUUGUGGAGGAAUCGGAAGAAUUGGGGUGUGAAGAAUUCGAUAUGAUAGAUGCAAAUGAAGAUUGCUCAUCCAAAAUAUCACCUGCAUUAAAUUCUUCUUCUAAUAUUAUGCCAAAUAAUGUAACUUUCUCAGACUUGGUUGCUUAUGACAAAGAAUUAAUUAGACAUGAAUUAUUUAAACGAGAUGUUAUUAAAUUGGAAUCAGACAAGAAAAUGGACACAUCUGAAUCAUUUUCUAUAUCAUUGUCGUUUUCUCGUGUACUAUCUAAUGCAUUAGAGUGGGCCAAAAAGCUUUUUGGACGCACGACUUACAUUAACGGAUUUGCACAAGGUACCGUAUUUGGAGGAAUCAUUGUAUUGGCAUAUAUGAGAGCGAUUAGGUGA
Messenger RNA from Dentiscutata erythropus, 780 nucleotides. The record is from the annotation of a GenBank genome assembly. NCBI's taxonomy places the organism in Eukaryota, Fungi, Glomeromycota, Glomeromycetes, Diversisporales, Gigasporaceae.